AUGAGCAUCGUUCAAAAGAUUAAAGAGAUUGAGGAUGAGAUGGCACGUACUCAAAAGAACAAAGCCACAUCAUACCAUUUGGGUCUGCUGAAGGCAAAGUUGGCCAAAUAUAAGCGUGAACUUUUGCUUGGACCAUCAAAGGGAGCAGCUGGUGCUGGUGAAGGAUUUGAUGUGUCAAAGGCUGGUGAUGCCCGUGUCGGACUCAUUGGUUUCCCAUCGGUGGGCAAGAGUACACUGCUCACCAAACUGACGGGAACAUCGUCAGAGGUGGCCUCGUACGAAUUCACAACGCUCACAUGUAUUCCAGGUGUCAUUCAAUACAACGGCUCCAAGAUUCAGUUGCUCGAUUUGCCAGGUAUCAUUGAAGGAGCCAAGGAUGGCAAGGGUCGUGGUCGUCAGGUCAUCGCCGUCGGAAGAACAUGCAAUCUCAUCCUCAUCGUGCUCGACGCCAUGAAGCCAUUGGUGCACAAGAAGAUCAUUGAGCGCGAACUCGAGGGCUUUGGCAUCAGACUCAACCGCCAGCCACCCAACCUCACCUUCCGUCGCAAGGAGAAGGGUGGCAUCUCCUUCUCCACCACAGUCACCAACAACCAUCUCGACGCCGAGCUGGCAAAGGCUAUCUGCUCCGAGUACAAGAUCCACAACGCCGACAUCAUUCUGCGAUGCGACGCCACUGCUGACGACCUCAUCGAUGUGAUCGAAGGCAACAGAAUCUAUGUGCCAUGUCUCUACGUUUUGAACAAGAUCGAUGGUAUCUCCAUCGAAGAGCUCGAUCUCCUCGAUCGUAUCCCUCAUUACGUACCAAUCUCUUCUCACUUGGAGUGGAACCUUGAUGUACUCCUGGAGAAGAUUUGGGAAUACUUGAACCUUAUUAGAAUAUAUACCAAGCCCAAGGGACAGAUUCCAGACUAUUCAUCUCCAGUUGUCAUCAGAGGUGGAGACGUGUCCACAGUGGAGAACUUCUGUAACCUUAUUCACAGGACUAUUUUGAAACAGUUUAAAUACGCAAUGGUUUGGGGAUCUUCAGUGAAACACAAUCCACAAAGAGUUGGAAAGGAUCAUGUUCUGGCUGAUGAGGACAUUGUCCAGAUCGUAAAGAAAUAA
Messenger RNA from Acytostelium subglobosum LB1, 1104 nucleotides. RefSeq lists its product as hypothetical. Gene Ontology annotation, biological process: cytoplasmic translation. Gene Ontology annotation, molecular function: GTPase activity; GTP binding. Gene Ontology annotation, cellular component: cytoplasm. The record is from RefSeq and is a predicted model, not a curated record. Bases 1 to 1104 code for a protein of 367 amino acids. Lineage: Eukaryota; Evosea; Eumycetozoa; Acytosteliales; Acytosteliaceae. The transcript has 4 exons.